ACAGUGUGAGUGUGGUGAGGAGAUUAAGAACAGCUUUAGGGCCAUGUCCGCCAAGAACAUUUACUACUCGGACAAGUACGAUGAUGAGCUGUAUGAGUACCGGCAUGUCAUGUUACCCAAGGAUAUUGCAAAGCAGGUGCCCAAAACUCACCUCAUGUCUGAAACUGAAUGGAGGAACCUGGGGGUGCAGCAGAGUCAGGGCUGGGUACACUACAUGAUCCACGAGCCAGAACCACAUAUCUUGCUGUUCCGAAGGUCCCUGCCAAUCAAGAAUCCUUAGUGGCGCCCCCUUGUGUACAUUACUGUCUCCUGACUGCAAGCACCUUCCCGGCUGUGCCGUUCCUCUGGUUCCUCUCCGGCUGUCCCACUCAUAUCAUGCACCGAGACCCCAGCAAGGCCCCCCACUGAUGCCAAUGUGACUGUAUUUAUGUUCCCACUGUGUGGGGGCCGGACAAGAAGUGGCCCUUAACUGUGGCCCUGUGGCAGGGCCCGUCCUGUUUCUAUUUACAUGUUGUGUAUGUCCCUCUAUGACGCUGCAACUUGUUGCUACAUGGGUUUAGCACUCGCAUGAAUAAAUUGACUC
Messenger RNA from Xenopus laevis (African clawed frog), 583 nucleotides. RefSeq names its product CDC28 protein kinase regulatory subunit 1B L homeolog (gene cks1b.L). NCBI's taxonomy places the organism in Eukaryota, Metazoa, Chordata, Amphibia, Anura, Pipidae. The record is from RefSeq and is marked provisional. Gene Ontology annotation, molecular function: cyclin-dependent protein serine/threonine kinase regulator activity.